UAUAUUGCGGAUUUCCCUCAAUUGCAUUGCGCUCUUUUUGCGGAAUUCUCUUGGUUUUUUUGUUGUUGCGGGAUUUCCUUUUUAUUUUGCAGUUAAUCCCUUUUGAGGAAUUCCUUGUUUUUAUUUUAAAUAGCGCAUUUUUGCAGAAUUCAGUUUUUAUUGCGACUGUUUUGCGGGAUUUUCUGCUUUUGCGUUGCUUUCCUUUGUUUUGUUUUUUUGCGGAAUUCUCGGUUCUUUUACUGCCCCCCUGAUUUGUUUUAAUUGCAUUGCUCCCGCGUUUUGUUGCUGAAUUCUCUUGUUUAUUGCGAACCCUUUUUGCGGAACUCUCUGUGUUUUUGCAUUGCGCGUUUUUUUGCGGAUUUCCCCGAUUUGCAUUGCACCCUUUGUGUGAAUUUUCCCUGGUUUGCGGGGUCUUCUUUGCGGAGAAAAAUUCCCAGUUUUUUCUGUUUGUUUUGCGCUCCUUUUUGCGGCUCCCCGCUUGCGUCUCGAUGCUCGCUGCCCGGGAGCUGUCCAGCACGAUGCUGGUGCUGAAUAUGAUUCUGAGCGGGAUCUUCGGAAGCAGCUCCGGGACUCGCGUCCUUAGCGGCCAGACCAUCUGCUACGGGGGCUCGGACCGUCCCUGCUACAAGAUCGCCUACUUCCAGGACCUCAGUAGACGCAUUGGUUUCGUGGAGGCAAGCCAGGCGUGCGAGAUGGACCGCGGGGCGCUGCUCAGCAUCAGGUCGCUGGAGGAGCAGAAACUGAUCGAGACCCUCCUGCAGGACCUGACCAGGUCCGGCACCGGCCUGUCCGACGGGGACUUCUGGAUUGGCCUGAGGCGCGGCGGGGAGGCACCGACUCACAACGCCGUCAGCGGCUGCCCGGACCGCUACAAGUGGACGGACGGAAGUCCGGCAACGUUCAGGAACUGGUACGUGGAUGAGCCGUCGUGCGGCAGUGAGGCGUGCGUGGUGAUGUACCACCAGCUGACCGCCCAGCCCGGUCUCGGGGGGCCGUACCUCUACCAGUGGAACGACGACAGGUGUAACAUGAAGCACAACUUCAUCUGCAAGUACGAGCCAGGAAACACUUUGACGAAUGAAUUGGUGGACAGCACAGAUUUAACAUUCGAAAACGUCUCCACGAGUCCGGAGGUCAAAGUCCACGCUCCCAGUAACUCGGGGGAUGGCCAACGAGUGGUGGUGACGGAGUCAUCAGGGAUAAUGCCCAAUGUGGUGUAUGUCGUCAUCCCUACCAUCCCCCUGCUCUUACUGCUGGUCGUUGCCAUGGCUACCUGCUGCAUCCAGAUGCUGAACCGAAGGUACAUCAGCAAAGACCGAUCGAAAACCAGCCCCAACGAGUCGACCCUGUGGAUAUCCCCGGCUCCAAAGAAGGAGAACCUGGCCGAUGUUUAGGAUGAUUCGGUCCGAGGCGAGGAGCGUCCAUCGUACCGUGAAGCCAAUCCCACACCAUCCGACAAGCCCCUGGGGAAAGCCAAGCCCAGCUUAGCCAUGAGGAGCAAGAAAUAAUCAAACCAGCCCUUCUAAAGAAGGACAAAAUAACAAAAACAAAAAAUCCCCCUCCUUCCUAUUAAUGUUUCAUAUUUUUGUUAAUGUUGGGAAUAGAUGCAGGAAAAGAUGGAAGAGUCCACGGAAGGAUGGGGGGGAAUUCAUAGAGUACUGAUAAGUCAUAGCUUUUGUAUACAUGUUAUAUAGACAGAGGGAAUGGGGAAAGCCCGGAUGGUCUUGGUGGGGCAUGGACCUCUUCAGGGGUUUGAAGGUGUGUUAUGGAAAUGGAAGAAGAUGGAACAAUAACAGAUGUAGGGCAAGGAAUGGCUUUAGCAAGAGCAACGACCCUUGACGUAAUUCCAAUGUCAAUCAUCUACUGAAAAUGCCUCCCAAUGUGCCAUAACAUGAAGGGCCUGUCCCACUCACGCAACUUUUUUGGCGACUGCCGGCACCCACCAUAGGUCGGCGAAAAUUUUUAACGUGUUGAAAAUUCGGCGGCGUCCGGAAAGACGCUACGACUCGUUGGGCGACUUGGAGACUACUCGCCACCGUACAGGCGACAUGUCGCGGGGUGAAGCCUGACCGGGUCGUGAGUAGUCGCCCAAAGAGCCGUACCUUGUUCUGGUCGCCGCUGGAUUUCCAACACGUUGAACGUUUUCGGCGACCUGUAACGACCCAUGACGGGUGUCGGCAGUCGCCGAAAAAGUUGCGCAAGUGGGACAGGCUCUUGAGAUACAAAGAUAUUAGAAGAAGUCAGACUACCUGGUAAUUUCCUCAUAUGAUUUAGGCAGAGCAGGCUAUUCGGCCCAUCAAGCCCUGAUCUGCCAUUCAAUGGGAUUAUGGCUGAUCUAUUUUUCUUACUUCAUCUAUUUAUCUUUUUCCCCAAUUGUUGGUUUGGUUUAGUUUAGCGAUACAGCACCGAAAUGGGCCCUGCAGCCCACCAAGUCUACGGGGUCCAGCGAUCAUCCCGUACACUCGAACUACCUUCCACACUAGGGACUAUUGACAUUUUUUUACCGGAGCCAAUUAGCCUACAAAGCUGUACGUCCUUGGAGUGUGGGAAGAAACCGGAGCACCCGGGGAAAACCAACAUAGAAACAUAGAACAUAGAAAUUAGGUGCAGGAGUAGGCCAUUCGGCCCUUCGAGCCUGCACCGCCAUUCAAUAUGAUCAUGGCUGAUCAUCCAACUCAGUAUCCCAUACCUGCCUUCUCUCCAUACCCCCUGAUCCCCUUAGCCACAAGGGCCACAUCUAACUCCCUCUUAAAUAUAGCAAAUGAACUGGCCUCAACUACCCUCUGUGGCAGAGAGUUCCAGAGAUUCACCACUCUUUGUGUGAAAAAAGUUCUUCUCAUCUCGGUUUUAAAGGAUUUCCCCCUUAUCCUUAAGCUGUGACCCCUUGUCCUGGACUUCCCUAACAUCGGGAACAAUCUUCCCACAUGGUCCACAUGGUCACAGGGAGAACGUGCAGACUCCGUACAGACAGCACCCAUAGUCAGGAUGGAACCCAGGUCUCUGGUGCUGUAAAGGGCCUGUCACACUGCGGCAAUCUAAUCCGCGAGUUCUGGCGAGUUUGCUCUCGACUCAUACUCGCAACAUGGUCGACACGAGGUCUUUGUAACUCUCCUUCAUGCUCGAGGUUAGUCCCCGCGUACUCGAGGCCUCGGCUAGGUCACGGCGAAUUUUUCAACAUGUUGAUAAAUGCCCACGAGUAAAAAAAGGUCGCCAUGAAAAAAAUCGAUACUUUUUUUUACUCGUAGGUUUAGUCGUAGUAGGUCGUAGUAGGUCGGCAUGUUAGUCGUAGGUAAUUGAGGGUAGUCGAAGGUAGUCGUAGAUAGUCUUCAACAUAGUCGAAAGAGGUCUUCAAUAUGUCAUUUUUUCAAACUCUUCUAAACUCGCCAAUUAGAUCGCCCAAGUGGGACAGCCCCUUUAGGCAGCAACUCUACCACUAUGCCACCACACCGGCUGCUCCUUCAUAUUUUUAGUAAUGAAAUUGAUUAGAGUGAGAUUUAAUAUUAAUAAUGACCAUGGUCAUGGAAGGAGAAUUUAAACCUCUUGUCUCACCUCUUUCUACAAGUGUAUCCGAACCUCACCUCUGAAAAGCCUGGCUUGUACUUUUAGAUGAUGCCUCUUCAUUCCAGACUCCCAAAGCUUUGCCCACCUCUACCCCCGACAGUUCGCCUUGACCAACCUGAAAACUUUAUUGCCGCAAGUUUAUUUUAUUGUCACGUGUAUCGAAAUGCAGUGAAAACUUGUCUGUGCACUAUCUAUGCGAAUCCUACCAUGCACGAUGUGUGCCAUCAGAACAUGCAUAAGUGCAGCAGGUAGCUCAACAGUGCAAGGAAGCAAAGUGCAGAGAAAAGUGUUACACUACAAAAGUGUCAGGGUGGUCACGGUGGCGCAGCGGUAGAGUUGCUGCCUUACCACGAACGCAGCGCCGGAGUCCCGGGUUCGAUCCCGACUGCGGGUGCCGUCUGUACGGAGUUUGUACAUUCUCCCCGUGACCUUGCGUGGGUUUUCUCCGGGAUCUUUGGUUUCCUCCCACACUCCCAAAGGCGUACAGGUUUGUUGGUUAAUCGGCUUGGUAAAUGUAAAUUAUCCCUAGUGGGUGUAGGAUAGUGUUAGUGUGCGGGGAUCGCAGGUCGGCGCGGACCCGGUGGGCCGAAGGGCCUGUUCCCGCGCUGUAUCUCUAAACUAAACAAAGUUGCAUGAAAAGUUUCAUAUAAAAACUGCAAGGGGCGCAAUGAGGUAGGUUGGAAGAUCAGGACUACAUCCUUGGCAUAUGAUAGACACAAAAAGCUGGAGAAACUCAGUGGGACAGGCAGUAUCUUUGGAUAAACGGAACAGGUGACGUUUCGGGACAAGAUACUUCUUCAGACCUUCAGACCAGGUCUUGACCCGAAACCUCACUAUUUCUCUUCUCCAGAGAUGCUGCCUGUCCCGCUGAGUUACUUCAGCUUUUUGUGUCAACCUUCGGUUUAAACCAGUUCCUUCCUGCGCUCAUUGGCAUAUGAACUGUUUAUUCAGUAGCCUGAUAAGGGUGGGUAAAAAGCUAUUGGUGAAUCUGGUGGUACAUGGCUUCAAGGGUAUGUAUCUUCUGACUGGCGUGAGACGAGAGGAGAGAGAAUGACCAGGGUGUGAGCGGUCCUGGGUUGUAUUGGCUGUUUUAAGGGCCUGUCCCACUUUCACGAGGUCAUUCACCAAUUCUCCCGAGUUUUCCCCUUGAUUCAAACUCGCAGAAUGUGCGUAACGAGUCCGCAGGAGUUGGCAGAUACAUCGUAGCGGCCCGUUACGGCAGCCGUAGGUACUCGUGGUGCCAGGAAAGUCGGGACGUUUUUUCCAGCCCGAUACAAAAUGUCCACGAGUAAAAAAAUGUUCGGGAUGAAAGAAAUGGCAACUUUUUACUCGUAAGGAGGGCAUCGAAAUAGUCGUGGGAAUUCGUAGACAUACUCAUAGGAUAAGAUAAGAAAAGAUAAUUUUAUUGAUCACAUACAUAACCAUAUAACCAUAUAACAAUUACAGCACGGAAACAGGCCAUCUCGGCCCUACAAGUCCGUGCCGAACAACUUUUUUUCCCCUUAGUCCCACCUGCCUGCACUCAUACCAUAACCCUCCAUUCCCUUCUCAUCCAUAUGCCUAUCCACUUUAUUUUUAAAUGAUACCAAUGAACCUGCCUCCACCACUUCCACUAGAAGCUCAUUCCACACC
Molecule: messenger RNA, 5193 nt
Organism: Leucoraja erinaceus (little skate)
Lineage: Eukaryota; Metazoa; Chordata; Chondrichthyes; Rajiformes; Rajidae
Gene: chodl
Product: chondrolectin
Exons: 7
Coding region: 489-1394 (301 amino acids)
Biological process (GO): positive regulation of axonogenesis
Cellular component (GO): cytoplasm
Source: RefSeq, a predicted model, not a curated record